UAAAAGAUUGGCAAAAGUGAAAUAUUUUGAUUCGAAAAACAGUUCCGAAUCCACGAGCGGGGGUUGAUUUGUGUCAACCCGUUGUUUAAAGAUACGUUCUUCCCCCUGGGCGGGUUAGCAUGUGCAUCCUUCCGGUGGCGGUAUAGGCAUUCGUUGCGCUAAGCUUUUCCCAGCAAAAGGGAAACGUGACCACCGGAGCCGUGUCGUGGCAAGGUUGGUCAGCAAAACAAUCGCCCGCUCCAGCCGUUCUUGGAUGCGCGGAAGAGGCAGAAAAAACCAGCAACCGAUGGGGAAAGCACCACAACAACUAGCCGUCGAUCAUGGGAGCAAUGCUGGCGAUCGUAUAACCGCUCGUGUUGGGUCUCGGCCCAAGAAAGCCAAAAUUGUAUUCGACCCGUCCGAUCAUCAUGUACCGCGCAAACGAAAUCGCCGUGGUGAGUCCGAUCCGCGAACAGUAACAACACCGAAGUCAGAACCACAACGAACGACCACACCAUCUUCCUCUUCGUCAACCGAUGGCACACAUAGUGCAGCGACUAAGGGAACUGAACGGCCAUCCGCUAUACAAGCAACCGCUAAAUAUCGGCACUGCAGAAUUUGUGGUAGAAACGGCCCGGGCCGUUUGCCGCGCAAGUCACACGUUUCGCCCUGGACUUGUCCCGGCUGCAUACAAGCCAAUCUUAAGGCUGGAUCAGCCAACAAGCAGAUACCACAGCCACACGCUUUGGGUAGACCCGUGGGAACUAAGCGAGUGAAAAAUGAAGAGGAAGCGGACACUGUACAGCAGCAGGAUUUUGCCGGGUUUAGCGAAACGGAGCUCAGCAACCCAGGGUCCGAUGUGACGGCCAGAGAGGCAGCAGCCAACGUUAACAUGCGCCUUUCGACGUCAAACGUAAAGGUUGAACCUGACGAGGGCGACGAAGCUGGUGGUGAUGAUGUGGGCGACGAUGAUGGAUCUGCUCACAGUCUCAGCCCUUGCAAGCGGGAACCAGAUGAGAUGCCAUCUACAAACCGUAAGAAAGAAAUAAGGUUGUGGAGUUGCAACGACGUAUGCAGCUACUUUGGUCAACACUGUCCAGCGUGGGGCGAUUUGUUUCUCGAACAGGAAAUAGAUGGCGCAUCAUUGCUGCUUCUGCAAAGGAGCGAUGUUUUAUCUAGAUUUGGACUCAAGCUGGGACCAGCGAUGGAACUAUAUCAACUUAUCGUUGCCUUGCAAAGCGGUGAUACCGAGGUGGUUGAUGUGCGAUUAACGUGGAUAUAA
Anopheles bellator is the source of this 1261-nucleotide messenger RNA. It is a transcript of the gene Lint-O, whose product is annotated as sterile alpha motif domain-containing protein 1. Bases 254 to 1261 code for a protein of 335 amino acids. Lineage: Eukaryota; Metazoa; Arthropoda; Insecta; Diptera; Culicidae. The record is from RefSeq and is a predicted model, not a curated record. The transcript has 3 exons.